AUGGAUCCAGGCUCGCUGUGCUUGCGAUAUGUUAAUUUAAAAGAUGUUAAAAACAAAAAAGAAAUUAUUCCAACUGUUAUCGUGAGAGGAUCCAGUCUUGCAAAUCCCCCAAUUACAGCUCUGAAAAAGCAUGGACUUAAAGGUUUAGAUAAGGCUGCAGCUAUGAAUGGGAAGCACAUGUCCUCCUUUCAAAUUUACUUCAAAAGUAACCAGUUUGUAACCAUGGAAAGAAACGAAUUGUUUGGAAUUACCGACUUUUUGGCCAACUUUGGUGGUUUACUGGGGUUAUUCGUAGGAUUCUCGCUGCUGUCUCUAAUAGAAAUUGUUUAUUUUUUAACGUUGCGAAUAUUUUGCAACGUGGCUUUGUUUGGAAGACACAACUGGUCUGGAAUAAAGGAAUAA
Molecule: messenger RNA, 402 nt
Organism: Diabrotica balteata
Lineage: Eukaryota; Metazoa; Arthropoda; Insecta; Coleoptera; Chrysomelidae
Source: the annotation of a GenBank genome assembly